AUGGUGACGGCGUGCCUAUUAGCUGUCCUGCUGGCUCUUUCUGGCCUGUUUGCGGAAGAAUUGUCACCUGAUGUCACUUGCAGUGAGGAAAGCGUGAAGGCGGCGGCGAGCUUUGCUGUCGAGCACAUCAACAAGCAUCACAAGCACGGCUUUAAGUUCAAGCUGCAGGAGGUCCAGAGUAGCAAAUAUCAACAGUUUUCUGGUGGUUGCCAUAUUGGCGUGAACAUAAAGCUGGUGCAGACAAAGUGUCACUUCACCAACCCCAAACCUCACCAAGAGUGCCAAUUGUGGCGAAGGGACGAGCGGGGUGCGACGGCCUCCUGCAGCGUGGAAUUCUGGGUCAUGUGGGACGUUGCCAAAAUCACCAAAUAUGACUGUACCACACGACCAGAGCGUACCAAUGAUGAGAUGCAGCUGAUUUGUCCUUCCUGCCCCAAAUUGUUACCUCUGGAUGACCCGAUUGGAGUCAGAGCGGUGGAGCAGGCAGUACACCGCUUCAACCAGAAGAGCAGAGAACAAAGUUACUUCACCCUAUUGGAAGUGGCUCGGCUGACUCUCUGGAACGUGGCGAGUGUCGGCAAAGUUACCUGGCUCAAAUUUGCUCUGGUGGAGACCAUGUGCCCCAGAGAGGUCAAGAACACACGGACCUGCACUCCUCGCUGCCCGGACAGAGCUCAUCAUGUGUUUUGCCAAACUGCCUACUUCAACACAUACAAUCAAGUAGGAGAACUAGAAUGUGACAUCUAUCCACCAAAGAAUUUGGAGCCACUGCCAGAAGGUGAGGCGGAACCUGUAUGUGGUCCUUUGUUCCACCAGAGUCCGGAAGCUUGCGUUUGCAAGGCAAAGCUGAAAAAGCCAGAGUUGUCUGUCCACCACAUUUGUCCCUUCCCGCUUAAGUGA
Nerophis lumbriciformis (worm pipefish) is the source of this 900-nucleotide messenger RNA. The record is from RefSeq and is a predicted model, not a curated record. Lineage: Eukaryota; Metazoa; Chordata; Actinopteri; Syngnathiformes; Syngnathidae.